Messenger RNA from Leptomonas pyrrhocoris, 973 nucleotides. RefSeq lists its product as hypothetical. The record is from RefSeq and is a predicted model, not a curated record. The transcript has a single exon. The coding region runs from base 170 to 973 and encodes 267 amino acids. Lineage: Eukaryota; Euglenozoa; Kinetoplastea; Trypanosomatida; Trypanosomatidae.
GUCGAGAAAUUACAUUAGCUGCCUCACAGCCUCACAGCAUCCACCCCGACUCUCCUCGUCAUUGUCAAAGAGUUGGUGUUUGUUCGCUGCUUUCUUUCUUCGUGUGUUUCACUCGUCAAGGAGGGGUUUCGAUAGAUACACAUUCGGCAAGUCUGACAGCUAAGCGAAGAUGGGUGGGUCCUCGAGCAAGAACAAGACGGGGCCGCUUUACGUCCCCGAUCCGCACCGGCCCUCUCACCUCUUUGUGCUGCGCUCCCCUGAAGUGCUCUUGGCGACCGUGGCGAUGGCCGCGAGCUUCUUCCUUCUCCUGACCGGCACCCACAAUGACAAGCUCAACGGGUACAACGGGUUGUGGGAGACGUUUAACCGCAAGAGCCGGGUGCGGAUGCAGAGUCGCGAGGCAGAGGCGCUGCCCGAUCCCCCAACGCCGAUCAGCGCGGACAUGGCGCUCGUGGUGGUGUGCACGCUGGCGUGCAACGCCUUCCUCAACGCGUGCGCGCGCGUCCUCGUGAACGAGCAGUUACGACUUGAGAAGGAGGAGGAAACCGCCUUUUUGAAAGCGACAGAGAAUCCCGAGACGCGUGCGGAGGCGUUAGCGAAGAAGGCAAACGCCUUGGCAGAGCGCAUUAAAAUAUGGGAAGAGAACGAUCAGCGCCGUGCCGCCGGUCGCACGUUGAAGCGCGAACGAAUCGUGCAAGUCGAUGUCAUGGCGGAUGAUGCGUUGACCAGCAUUAUUGUCGUCGCCUCCGUCAUUUUGACCGGCCUUACCGGGUGGUUCAUUCAAAUGCAGCCGCCAAAUGCGAUCCGCGGCUGCGGCGCUGGCGCCAUGCUGGCGGUGCUGGUGGGCGGCAUGGUGGUGUGCGGCGCCGACCGCAACCUGACUGGGCUGCGCCACUACUGCAACUACGUGAAUCUUAUCUGUGUGGCGUGCUUCAUGGUACUCUUUGCGCGGGCGACGUUGCUGGCGAACUAA